Messenger RNA from Eimeria tenella, 2946 nucleotides. RefSeq lists its product as uncharacterized. The transcript has a single exon. The annotation marks the transcript as partial. The record is from RefSeq and is a predicted model, not a curated record. Lineage: Eukaryota; Apicomplexa; Conoidasida; Eucoccidiorida; Eimeriidae.
AUGACGCCGCCACCGCAACAGCAGCAGCAGCAGCAGCAGCGACAGCAGCAGCAGCCGACACCUGAGCUGCGGCAGCAGCAACAGCAGCAGCAGGCCGACGGCUGCUGCUGCGUUUUGACUGAUGCUGCUGCUGCCUUCCGUGACUCUCGCGAAGCAGCAGACGUCUGCGGCGCUCUUGCUGCUGCUGCUGUUGCACUGCAGCGGCUGCAGCAGCAGCAGCAGCAGCGCAAUGCGACUCUACUGCACGCGGCCUCCCAGCUUGCUGCUGCAGCAUGGACGGCAUGUGUCGAGUGCUUAUGCCGGCAGCAGCAACCCUCACACUUAGCAGCAGCAGCAGCAACAACAACGCCAGCAGCAGCAGAGGCAGCAGCAGCAGCAGCAGCAGACUCUUCAGAAGCAACAGCAGAAGCUGCUGUCCCUUACUAUGUGUCCAGCCCUACGCAGCUGGCAGCUCCGCCAGGGCAUACGCCCAGCAGCAGCAGCAGCAGCAGUAGCAUCAGCAGCAGCAGCAGCAUCAGCAGCACCGUCGGCAGCAGCAGCAGCACAAGUGGCAGCCUGCUGCUGCUGUGUGGCCUCGUUCUGAGGGAACUCCUUUGCCUCUGUGGAGAGGACUUGCUGCAGCCGCUGCUGCAGCUGCUGCUUCCUCCGCUCGAGCGUUUGCUGCAGCCCUCAGCAGCAGCAACUGCUGCCGCUGCCACUGCAAAAGCAGCAGCAGGAGACCUAGCAGAAGCAGCAGCUGCUGCUGCGAGCCUGCUGCUGCUUCUCAGUGCAGCAAGCAAAACUUGGCUGCUACUGCUUAGCCGAGAUGCAGCAGCACUGGUACGAAUGCUGCAGCUGCUGCGCGGCUUGCUGCAGCAGCUACGACUCCAGCAGCAGCAACAAGCAGCAGCAGCAGCAGCAGCGGCAGUAGAUACCGCCUGCACCUGCUGCCUGCAGCAACAACAGCAGCAGCAGCAGCAGCAGAGCUGCGCGGUAUCCACCGCGGUCUUUCUUUUCUAUGAGACUGCUGCUUUCGACAGAAGCAGCAGCAACAGCAGCAGCAGCAACAGCAGCAGCAGCAACAGCAGCAGCAACACUGCAGGGGUCGUGUUAGCAGGAAAGACACGGGCGGCUCUGGUGUACGUACGCAACUGUUUGCUGCGCCUGCUGCAUGCAUGCCUGCUGCUUUCCUGCAGCAGCUUGGAGCAGCAGCAGCAGCAGCAGCAGCAGUUGCUGCUGCUGCUGCAGCAACAGCAUGCGGUAGCAUAUGGCUACACGAGCAGUACUGCGAGCUUGCAGCAGCUGCGGCAGCAGCUGGAGCAGCUGGAGCAGGGACUGCAGCAGCAACAACAGCAGCAGCGCCUGCUGCACUCAUCUAUCCCGGCAGCGGAACUGCAGCAGCAGAUUCUUGCACUCGCAUGCAGCAGCAGCAGCAGCAAGAGCAUUUGCUGCUCACCCUUUUCUUCUGCUGUUGAAUUGCUGCCAUCAGCGGGGUUCCAAGACCAAGCGCAGCAGCGGCGCAGCCAGCAGCAGCAGCAACAGCAGCAGCAGCUGCAGCAGCAGCAGCAGCAGCGGCACCAACCAGGUCCUGAAUUCGCUGAAUGGCAUUAUCUCCGCGAAGCUGUCGAUUCAGUUGCUGCUGCUGCCGCUGCUCCGCAGCAGCAGCUGCUGCUGCAGGUGCCCUCAGCAAAUAAGCCAAUGGCCGCAGCAACAGCAACGGCAGCAGCAAACGCAGCAGCUGCUGCAGCAGCAGCUGCUUCCCUGCUGCAGCAGCAGCUGCAGUAUAUGCUUCCUACUGGAGGCCUAGGCAGCUGUUUGUGUGCCUCACAAGACGUUCAUGCAGCAGCAACAGCAGCAGCAGCAACAGCGCCAGCAGCAGCAGCAACAGCAGCAGCGGCAGCAGCAUGCCAGGGGGGACGGGGGCGUUUCUGCUUCUGCUGCCAGCCGCUGCUGCAGCACAUAUGGGGCCUUUUGAAACUUUGGAAUGAUUUGGGGCUGCAGCAGCAGCAGCGGCGUCUGCAGCAGAGACAGCUUCAGCAGCAGCUGCUGCUGCUGCUAAGGGCCCAGCAGAGCAGCAGCAGCGGCGAUAGCAGAAGGAACAGUGACAGCAGCAGCUGCAGCAGCAGCAGCAGCAGCAGCAGCAGCAGCAGCAGCAGCAGCUUCAGUGGAAUUGAAGAGGCUUCAUCUACAGCGGUUGAUUUGGCCCUUGAUAACAUCGUAGCUGCUGUUGGGCAGCUGCAGCAGCAGUCCGCUGCAGCAGCAAGCAACAAUAACAGCAGCAGCAGCAGCCGCAGACGGCUACUGCUGCUGUGUGUGGCUGCUUGCCGCUACCGCGUGUGUGCUGCUCUCAGUGCAGCAACAGCAACUCUUCAUUUGCUAUCACGGCGCCCAGCAGCAGCAGCAACAGCAGCAGCAGCACAUCCUGCAGCGGCGCUGCUGCAGCAGCACCUGAAGCCUGUUGUGCUGCAGUGCUGGUGGUCCCUGAGCUGCCCCGCAGCAACCUGCUGCUCUGCUGCUGCUGCUGCUGCAGCGCAUGCGGCAGCUUCUCUCGUGGCAGCAGCAGCAGAGUUUGCUGCUGCGCUGCUGCAAGGAACUGCUGCAGAUUCGUUUGCGGUGCUGCAGCUGCUGCGCUCUUUGGGGCUGCAGCAGCUUCACCAGCUGCACGCGCCGCACCAACUGCAGCAGCAGCAGCAGCAGCAACAACGGCAGCAGCAACGGCAGCAGCAGCUUUGCCUGCCGACAAGCAGCGGCAGACGCUGCUCUGAAACUUCACACGCUGGCUUGCGGGGCAGCAGUGACUCAGCAGCAGCAGCAGCAGCGCCUGAAGCAGCAGCAGCAGCAGCCGCGCCUGCUGCUGCUGCUGCGGAUAAUGGCUGCUUCAGCUGCCGCUUGUUUUACUCAGGUCAUUUUCUUUUAAGGGAUUUAAAGUUGGAGGCAGCAGUCGUGGCUGCUGCUGCUGCGUUUGCU